Molecule: messenger RNA, 628 nt
Organism: Aspergillus brunneoviolaceus CBS 621.78
Lineage: Eukaryota; Fungi; Ascomycota; Eurotiomycetes; Eurotiales; Aspergillaceae
Exons: 1
Coding region: 176-508 (110 amino acids)
Source: RefSeq, a predicted model, not a curated record
UGAGCUGAAUUUGGAGAGUCCGGGGUAGGAAUGGCAGUCGUGCAAGGCACUGUACGAGUCAUCAAGCGCGAAGCACGUAACAGCUAGGCGACCGCCGAUGAUUACCUAAUCUCGACUCCCUCUGCCCGUCCUCCAAUUGCCUAGCUAAACUCAUUGGCUUCAGGGCCCCUGGAGAAUGGCUCGUUUCAGAGGCUCGAGUGCGCACAAGCCCAGCCCAGAACCCCCUCCCCUCAGAGUGUGGGUCAAAGUGCAUGUCGCAUAUAGAAGGUGCGGCAGCUGUGAGCAGGCUCAGUACAGAGGAUUUCCCUGGAAGCAUGAUAUAGUGUGCUUACAGAGUAUUUUUUGCUCUGUUCUCUGCCUCGAUGCAACCGAGAGAUGUCUCAGCACUCAGGCUUAUUGGGUUGGUGUAGGGCGGACAACUUCAUCGGCGGUCGACAUUUCCGGCGAUAAGAUGUUCUCGGAUGGCUGUGGCCGAAGUACAAAUAACCUCCACGAGGAGAGCAUCUAGAAUGGGAGCAAGCAGACACGCUAAACCGCAAGGGGCAGUAAGACUUCAGCAUGGCCGGCCCCUUAGUGCGGCAAUGAAAAUCCCUUACCUAGUAGCAUGAUUGGCGGGAACUGCAGGGAG